Molecule: messenger RNA, 1590 nt
Organism: Malassezia sympodialis ATCC 42132
Lineage: Eukaryota; Fungi; Basidiomycota; Malasseziomycetes; Malasseziales; Malasseziaceae
Exons: 2
Coding region: 1-1590 (529 amino acids)
Molecular function (GO): hydrolase activity
Source: RefSeq, a predicted model, not a curated record
AUGGCGACCAUGCUGCCGUUGCGCCCGCGGCGGCCGCGCUCGCGAGCGCAGCAGUCGCGCAACUGGCACACGGUGCACAGCUUAAGCCCCGAUGCCUCGACGCGGCCGCCCGGCGCGGACGGCUGCUCGGAACCCAGGCGACUCCGGACCCCCCUGCUGGGCAGCUUUUACCUGACGGAUCUCGUUGUGGCAGCCUUUACCGUCAUCGGGAAUGUCAUGUGCACAUGCACAUUCGCCGAGGUGCUCGACCUGCUCUAUUUUGCCCUGGCGUAUCAUGGUACGUGGCCCGCGCUGACACAGCCGGAGGCGUACACGCCAUUUCUCCCGCCGCGCAUCGCCCUCGCGGCCGAGUCGACCGGCCCGCUCCUCCAAUGGCGCACAGGCGGCGGCGCUGCGCACCUCAUCCGCGCGUAUCAUCACGCACCAGCCUUCCGUGCAUUCUGGCUCGUUGGGUCACGCGUGUGCAGCACGCGCACUGUGGUCCUGUACGUGCAUGGCGGCGGGUUUGCGCUCGGCUCCGUGGCUCUGUACGCCGAGCCACUCUUGCGCCUCCUCGCGCACAUGUCGCGCCGCUGCCCGUCCAGCACCGUGGAAUGCGUCGCGCUCGAGUACGAGCUCGUCCCGCAUGUGCGUUUCCCUGCGCCUCUCCUCGAAACGCUGCGCUGCUACGCGCACCUCAUCGAGCACGAGCACAUCCCGCCUUCGCGGAUUGUCGUGGCCGGCGAUAGCGCGGGGGCCAAUCUCGUCAUGGGCCUGCUUCUGUGCCUGGCCGGGCAGGGCACCGCGGACGUGAACGAGCGCGACUGGCGCGCGCUUCCGAUGCCCGCCAAGGCCGUUCUGAUCAGUCCGUGGCUCGAUCUGCGGCCCCAGCAGGCUGCCGCUGUCAAGUCGGUGCGUGCAGGCUGCGCACCCACGUUCGAUAUCCUGACGCCCGAGAGCCUCUUGCAGUUUGCGCAGCUGUACACGCGCCGGCUCAGCCGGCCGCGGCGCCUCCGUGGCCCAUGCACUUGGUGGCUGACGCGCCUGCAGCGCCACCGCGCCUCGUGCGUCGCGGCCUGGCUCGCCUCGCGGCUGCAGCGCCCGCUGCUCACGCCCCACGCCCCACUGAUUGCGCCGACAGACGCGCCAACGGAUGCUGUGCGCCACACCCGCCACAUGCUCGAUGCCUCGUCCCUGGCUGCGCCCCGGUGUGCGUCUGACCGCGUCUUGCACACACACCCCCUUGUCUCGCCUACGCUCGGGCGUUGGGACGAGGUGCGCUUAGAGCAUGGUAUAUUCGUGACAUGGGGCGCCAACGAGCUCAUGGCGCCUGAUAUUGCUGCGUGGACGGCGCGCGUACCGCACGCGGAAACGUACGUCGAGCCGGGCCCUACCGGUGUGCAUGUGUGGCCGUUCCUGCAUGCCUUGCUGGCGCCGUCUGGACACGAGCGCGAGCGUGGCCUGCAGCGCAUCGCCGCUGCACUGUGCCUGCCUACGCCGAGUAUCUCGCCGGCAUCGAUGCCGUCCGAUGCCGAGGACGACGGGGAGGAUGCAGCGGCUACCCAGCGUGCAUGGGACGUCGAGCUUGUGCGUAUGGGUGUACAUGCAUGA